UUAACAAAACAAACGAAACGAAAGAAAAAGCACGGAGAAUAUUAUUAAAAAAAUCUUUAAAAAAAUAAUAAAAAUGUAUUUAUAUUAAAAAAUAAUAAAAUAAAAGCGUUUAAUAUCAAAAUAAAAUUGAAAAAAUAAAUUUCAAAAUCAAUAAAUAAACAUGGUGGCCGGUGAUCGUUACUCCGAUUUACCCAAUAUCUCUGCAAACGCCAGUAUACCAGACGAUAGUGUUGAUUGUGGCAUACGUGUAUUGGGCUGGUGUCGUGGUCCCAGUUGUCUUAAAUAUGCACGUCUCCGUACAUUUGUUAUAGUUUUAGCCUGUGCUGGUAUUCUGCAAGGUGCCUGUGAAACAUAUUUUCGUAUAUCGGCCAAACAGGCUGCUUUUGAAAAUGGCUGGAAUGCUAUAGUAGUAGAAUGGCUGCUGGUGAGCAGUGGCAUAUUCCAGGCAAUUUUUGCUUUGGCCUUCGCCUACUGGGCUCAUCGUAUGCACCCAAUCAGUUGGUUAAGUGGCGCCAUAAUACUACAAUCUUUAACCUGUGUAAUAGCAGUGAUACCAUCUAUAAUGAAUUUUACGGAUGGUGUAAGACCUGCCUCAUUUGCAGUCGAUGAGGAAAUUUGCACAUCAAAUUGGCCAACAACGUUAGCGAAAAUGCUAUCCAUAGAGAAUAGCAAAUUGUUAAUAUUAAUAAUGAUGUUUGUAUUACAAUUUGCUUUGGGUAUGGCCUCAUUGGCUUUUUUCACUGUGGGCCUAACCUAUCUGGACGAUAAUUCCACCUCAAUUGAUAGUGCGGCGGUAAUUGCCACAGUUUUUGGAGCUAAAAUCUUUGGCGUACAAUUUGGCUCUUCACUAAUAUUGGGUGUAGGAGCCACCAACAUAGGCUGGUGGCUGGGCUGGGUGAUUAUAGCGCCAGCUGUUUUAGUAAGUGGCAUUUUAGUGGGUUUAUUUCCCAGGAAACUACCAAAAACUGCUAUACACCAGGCAGCCCAAAGGAUUUUGGAAGAAUCACACAGUCGCCAGUUUGGCAGUCAAUUUUCUACCUACAUUGAUGACACUGGCUUUGGGCCAUCAGUGAAACGGAUUUUCAGCAAUAAAUUAUUGAUGUUCAAUAUUGUGAGCAUAAUGUUUAUACAGGGAGCCUCCAUUAAUUAUUCUCUACAAGAGGAAAGUUAUUUGCAAUCAAGAUUCUUUUUGCCCUUUAGUGAGGAGGAUGGUUUAAUGCAGGAAUGGAAGGCAAGAUUUAUAUCGUUCUUUUUGAAACCACCGGCAGCAGCUAUCAGCAUGUUUAUAGGUGGUCUGGUGAUAUCGAAACUUAAGCUAACGGGAAGAAAAAUUGCUGCUAUAAACAUAGGCAUGGGAGUUAAACUUUUGGCCAUUUAUAUUGCCUUUAUAUUCAUCAAGUGUGAAGUUGGCCCCAUGGGUGGCACUGUCAAUGGCAAGCUCCAGCAGCCCUAUUGCUCGAGACAGUGUAUUUGCAAUCCUACUUCAUUUCUACCAGUUUGCCCGGAAAACUCUACGGUGACAUAUUUCUCACCUUGUUAUGCUGGGUGUUCGAAAAAGACAACAAUUAAUAGUGUGGAGCUUUAUGAAGGCUGCAGUUGUGGCGGCACCAACAAUUAUGACAUGAACACCGCCUUCAACAUUAAGGCCACCGAAGGAGCCUGCAGUGCCAAAACAUGUGCCAAUAUGCUGAUUGUUUUUCAAAUUCUGAGUAUAACAACCGCCUGUAUCUAUGGCAUGACAACCAUAGGAAAGAUCAUAAUUUCCUUAAGAAGUGUGCUGCCUCAAGAUAAAGGUCUGGCCUUGGCCAUGGAAGUAAUGUUUUUGGGAUUAUUUGCCUAUAUACCAGUACAUUUGGCCUAUGAUGUGGUGACUCGUACCACCUGUGUUUAUUGGGCUCCUGAAUAUGCCCGCUGUUUGCUGCGUGAAAAUCCUAAACACGGCAACAUUUUAAAUAUACUUACCGCCAGUUUAAUAUUAGUGGGCAUAAUCUUUGAUAUUUUAGUAUUUAUAUUCAUUAAAGGCUUAAAUAUCUACAAUUGUAAAGUCACCGAUGUCAAUUAUACUCCCUCGCUAUAUGCUCCCGUACCCCAAGGUGAACCUACACAUACCGCUAUUGGGGGUAGUCCAGUUACCACUAUGACUACCACUUCUCGAGAUAAUGUGCUACCGCAACCCAAUAGACCGGCACCCAUACCCAACAACGAAAUUACCGUCUUCCGACAACCGAGUUCUGCAACGAAUUCUUCUGCUGGUGGCAGCAGUGUAGUGGAGCCAUCUUCUACUGGUGUUACCUAUGCUCAAGUGGUAUUUCCUCCCGACAAACGUAAACCCAAUGAUGGCAGCACUAGCCCAAAGCGUUUAGUACCGCGAGCUGAUGUGCCGCUACAUCAUUUGUCCGAAGAGGAUGUAAGAGCUCAACUGGGUAGCUUAAAAUCAUUUAAACCGAAACCCCAAUCCACAACUGGAGAGGAAAAUAACACAACUCAGUCUAAGGCCAUUGAAACAGAUAUAGAUGCAAUAGAUAGCAUGCCUUUAACUGUUAAUACACAGCCUGCCACAGACACGCCAGCCAUAGACACGGAUUUAGAUGCCAUCAGACCACAAAGUCCAGAAACAGAUUUUUAAAUUUUCUAAACACAUUUCACGCCCAUUUUAACAAUAUGGCAUGUGAUGAAAAACGAUCGUUUUCAAAACUGAAUUCAAUAUCAAAAACGAUUUAAGUGUGAUGAAUGGAAUUUGAAACUGAAAUAUGACAAAACGAUUCAAACAAACACAUCACACCUUUUGUCGUUUUGAAAUCGUUUUUCAUCCCAUACCUGAAUGUCUAGUUAUUUUAUAACCUAAAAUUAAACUGACAGUUUUCAUACAAAAAUUAUUUUAUUUAAGUUGGUUUAUAAACAGACAUCCGUGCAAUGGGCCUUAGUAAGUAAUUUUAUUCUAAUUUUAAGAACAAUGCCAAUAUACAUUUUAUAUACAAACUUAUUUUUAUCUUCGAAUUAUAAGAUUUUUCACCCAUUUUUUUAGUUUAAUUUGCAAAUUCCAAUUCAACUGAUCAGCUAGAUUCUAAAUAUUUGACUAUUUUUAUAUUUAAUCUUAUGUUUUCAUUAUAAUUUGGAUAUAAAUUUAAUUUUAAUUUAGUUAUUAAGCUAAAUAUUGGUCAUACAAUUUAAAAGCAAUUAUUUUUUUAUGUUUCCAUAAAGAGAUUUUAAAUAUAAUUUAAAAUAAACUUUAUAUAA
Calliphora vicina (urban bluebottle blowfly) is the source of this 3237-nucleotide messenger RNA. RefSeq names its product Organic anion transporting polypeptide 33Eb (gene Oatp33Eb). The record is from RefSeq and is a predicted model, not a curated record. The transcript has 7 exons. Gene Ontology annotation, biological process: sodium-independent organic anion transport; transmembrane transport. Lineage: Eukaryota; Metazoa; Arthropoda; Insecta; Diptera; Calliphoridae. Gene Ontology annotation, molecular function: protein binding. Gene Ontology annotation, cellular component: plasma membrane. Bases 161 to 2626 code for a protein of 821 amino acids.